Molecule: messenger RNA, 363 nt
Organism: Drosophila persimilis
Lineage: Eukaryota; Metazoa; Arthropoda; Insecta; Diptera; Drosophilidae
Gene: Cpr65Aw
Product: endocuticle structural protein SgAbd-6
Exons: 2
Coding region: 1-363 (120 amino acids)
Cellular component (GO): chitin-based extracellular matrix
Molecular function (GO): structural constituent of chitin-based larval cuticle
Source: RefSeq, a predicted model, not a curated record
AUGGCCAGACAAACGUUGAUCCCCAUCCUGGCCGGCUUCUGCCUGUGCCUCUGUCUGUGCUUCUCGGAUGCAGAUGCGGCCAGCGAUGGUUCCAAUGCGGCACAGAUAUUGAAAUACGAGAAUGAGAAAAUGGAUGGCGACGGCUAUGCCUUUUCGUUCGAGACGAGCGAUGGUAUAUCGCGGCAGGAGACAGCCACUCUGAAGCAUCCCGGUACGCCGUUGGAGGCCAUUGCCGUCCAAGGCAGCGUCAAUUGGGUGGGACCCGAUGGUGAGCACUAUAAACUCAACUAUCUGGCUGAUGAGAACGGUUUCCAGCCGCAGGGCGAGCAUUUGCCACAGUUGGAAGCCACUCGCACGGCCUGA